UUCAACUUGGACCACUUUGUCUCCGAUGCACUUUUUUUUUUUAACAGACUGCAGUUGGGCGCCGCCACAACUUAACGCAACACUUCCGUUUCCAACAACACGACAAGGCAGGGUGAGAGUCGCAUCAUCCUCUGCCGCCAACAAUGGAGGGAAGGCUGCUAUUUUGUCCAAAGUGGCACAACGCGCUUUGCGUUGGGAUUUUAAUGACAUUCUUUAUAUUCCAAGGCGUCAACACUGAAAUAACCUGCAGGUCAUGUUGGGUUGGAAAUCAGGGGCUUGCGCGGGAAUUACUGUUGCAAUUUGAAAGUGCCUCCGGAUUAAAAGAAGAAGUUUUUGGACACAAUGACGGAGCAGAGAGAUCCUGGGCUGCAGGUGCCGGAACUCGAAGGCUCCGUCGCGCAUCUUUGCCCGCUGAACGCGCGCCGCAUCGCGCAGAAGAGCUGAGACAUAUGCGGAAUACAGAUGACCACGUCGGAGAGAGACACUUUUCAAACAUCCAACAAUGCAACAGCAGUGGCGGUGCUUGUAAAAAGCGUCCCAGAAGGAGCCGAGAUGAUAGCAGAGUCGGACACCCUGGAAGAAGAGAGACGCGCUCCGAGCUGCGCUGGAGGGGAGAGGAGAGGAGAGUCGGGGGCUCCAGCCAGGAUGAGCUCAAACUUAACAGCUCCACCUUCGCCUUGACAGGGGACUCGUCUCAUAACCAAGCUAUGGUGCAUUGGUCUGGGCACAACAGCAGCGUGAUUUUAAUGCUGACCAAAUUGUUUGACUUCAACCUCAACAGCGUCACUGAGAGCUCACUAUGGAGGUCAACUGACUAUGGAGCAACAUACCAGAAACUGAAUGACAAAGUUGGAGCAAAGACAAUACUCAGUUAUUUGUACGUGAGCCCAAACAACAAAAGAAAGAUAAUGCUGUUAACUGAUCCAGAAGUGGAGAGCAGUCUUCUAAUUAGUUCGGAUGAAGGAGCCACAUAUCAGAAAUACCGACUGACCUUCUACAUCCUCAGCCUCCUUUUCCACCCAGAGCAAGAGGACUGGAUCCUGGCUUACAGUCAUGAGCAAAAGCUCUACAGCUCAGUGGAGUUUGGGAGGAGGUGGCAACUGGUGCAUGAAAGAGUGGCCCCCAAUCGUUUCUACUGGUCUAAAAUGGGUCUGGACAAGGAGCCAGGUUUGAUUCACCUGGAAACCACCAUCUCUGAAGGACAGGCACUGUAUGUCACCUGCAAGCUGCAGAACUGCACAGAUGCCAACAAGGUCAAACCAUUCCCUGGCUACAUCGACCCCAAUUCUCUGGUGGUUCAAGAUGAGUAUGUGUUUGUCCAGGUUUCCACUGCAGGGAAGCCGAUCUACUAUGUGUCUGCAAAGAGGGAUGUCUUUACUCCAAUGAAACUGCCAAAGUACGCUUUGCCCAAGGACCUGCAUGUGAUCAGUACGGAUGAAAACCGUGUUGUGGCUGCUGUGCAGGAGUGGAACCAGAACGAAACGUAUAAUUUAUAUGUGUCAGACACUUCAGGAGUUUAUUACACUAUGGCACUGGAGAAUGUUGUCAGUAGCAUGGGUCCUGAAGGAAACAUGAUGGUUGAUCUGUAUGAGGUGGCAGGAAUAAAAGGGAUGUUCUUAGCCAACAAAAAGACGGAUAAGCAAGUGAAGACAUAUAUUACCUACAACAGAGGCAGAGACUGGCGGUUACUGCAGGCCCCAAGCAAAGACCUGAGAGGCAAUAGCAUACACUGUAUGCUUCCAUAUUGUUCACUACAUCUUCAUCUUCACGUGUCUGCAAAUCCCUACACAUCGGGUAACAUAGCGAGUAGAGACUCUGCGCCAGGAAUCAUUGUGGCGUCAGGUUCCUUUGGUUCGGAGCUCAGCAACAGCAAUGUCAGUGUGUACAUCACUUCAGAUGCAGGGAACACAUGGAGACAGAUCUUCAGUGAAGAAUAUGCAGUGCUGUAUCUCGACCAAGGAGGAGCAUUAGUUGCAAUAAGACACACUCCGCUUCCCAUCAGACACCUGUGGUUGAGCUUUGACGAAGGACGGCAGUGGAACAAGUACAGCUUCAUCAGUACCCCUCUGUUUGUGGACGGUGUCCUGGGAGAACCCGGGGAAGAGACGCUCAUCAUGACGAUAUUUGGCCACGUCAGUCAUCGCUCGGAGUGGCAGUUGGUGAAAAUAGACUUCAGGUCAAUCUUCAACAGGAGAUGCACAGAGGUGGAUUAUCAGACGUGGCACCUUCACAAUCAGGGGGAGCCGUGCCUGAUGGGAGUGAAAAGAAUAUAUCGGAAGCUGAAGCCCACAUCUCGGUGUGUGAUGGGAAAGCUGUACUCAGUUUCAAUGGUGUCAGGGCCGUGUGACUGCACAGAGGCCGACUUUGAAUGUGAUUAUGGUUAUGAGAGACGGACUGAUGGCAAGUGUUCUCCCGCCUUUUGGUUCCAGCCAUCAGUGAUGUCCAGAAGAUGCACCACGGGGAUGACAUUCCUCAACAGCACAGGCUAUAGGAAGGUGGUAUCGAACAACUGUACAGCCGGAGUAAUUGUGGAAUACACAGCCAGGAGGCAGCAGUGUCCCAUGCAAGCGCCCAAAGGUCUUCACCUGGUCACCAGCGAGGGUACGCUGACGGCUGCACUGGGCACCAAUGUCACCUUUCUUGUUUUUCUUGAGCAGGGUGACGGGACAAGGACAAGCAUUACACUAGACUUUGGGGAUGGUCACGCUCUGACUUAUUCCAAUCUGAGCUCAAUUGAGGAUGGAAUCAAAUACAUCUACAAAACAGCCGGCAUCUACCGGGUGACUGCUUUGGGGGAGAAUAGCCUCGGCUCAGAAACUGCCAUCCUCUACCUCCACAUAACAUGUCAGCUGGAGUACAUCCAUCUCUCAGCUCCCUUUGUGGCUGUAAGGAAUAAGGAAGUGAACCUGACAGCAGUUCUGUGGCCCAGCCAAGUGGGAACAGCAACCUAUAUCUGGUGGAUUGGAAAUAACACUGAGCAGCCCAUAAUCACCCUGGAGGGAAGUGUGACAUCCACGUUUUCCCAGGAAGGCAUCAGCACGGUGACUGUGCAGGUGUCUGUAGGGAAUACUAUUCUGCAGGACAGAAAGACUAUCUCUGUCCACGAAUAUUUCCAGUCUCACCUGCUGGCCUUUUCUUCAAAUCUGGAUGACCACAACCCUGAUGUUCCAGAAUGGAGGUUGGAUGUGAGCCGAGUUAUCAAGAACUCUCUUAUCCAGGCCACAGGCGUGAGUGGGGAUCAACUCCUGGUCAGUGUCCUCCCAGGUUUGCCUACAACAGCAGAGCUUUUCCUCUUGCUUGACAAACACUUCAUGGAAAGGAAACCAGAGAAGAACGCUGCUCAUUUGAACGAAUUCUCUGAAAUCAUGCUGAGUGCCUUGAAUCAAAACCUGGUUAGGUUUACCCUACGGCCUGGGGUCCAGGUCACAGUCUUUGCAGCACACCUGUCAGCAGCACCCCUAGUGGACAGCAACGAGAACCACAGUACCUCUGCCAUGCUAAUGCUGCUAUCAGUUGUGGUUGUGGGUUUAGCUGUAUUUAUCAUCUACAAAUUCAAGAGGAAGAUCCCAGGCCUCAACGUCUAUGCGCAGAUGCAGAACGAAAAGGAACAAGAAAUGAUGAGUCCAGAUAAUCCAAUAGAAGCCACGGCCAGCUCCCAGCGGGACUUGGUUCAUUCUUUGGAGACUCUGGACACAGCAUUUAACUCGCAGCCCAUCGGAUGUAAGAAACCUCAUGCUCAUGUGAAAUUCUCCACAGAACUCCCCACGUAUGUUGUAUAAACUUUGGACUGGACCACUACUUCUGCUGCAUCAUUUUAUAAAUCAUUUGGGACUCUAUGGUUUUCAGCUUUAUACCUGUGCAUGUAUUUUUCAUACUAGAAGAAACUAUGGACACAUUAUUAUUUUCUUUAGACAUACUGUAUAUCAUAUGAUAUAUGACAUUUUUAUGGAUUCAUCUACUUAGAGAAGUCAUCACCACAGUGCUGAGUUUGAUGACAGCAUGAUGGAAAAGGGUGAUAAUUGUUAAGAACUAAUCUUAUGGUUUUGCCUACAUGUAGACAAUUUGUUUAUAUGACAAGCAAAUAGCAGCAGUAUAUUGUAAAACAGUGUAUUAUUUAUUGCUAUAAAUAUACAUUUGUUAUUGAUGUGAAUUACAUCUAAUUUGUAAAAUAUGACUGUCAAUAUAUGUUAAUAAUGUAUGUAUUUCAGUAACAAGUGUUAUCCAAAACAGAAAUGUUGCUCUUCAUUAUGAAUAAGGGCAAGGGAAGGGGACUCCAUUAUUUCUUGGAUAGCAAAGUUAUGGCACAAGACACAUUUUCUAUUGAAAUUGUAACUUAUUCACAGUGGGUUUAUUUUUGUCUUUAUUUUUAUUCAUUUUGUUUUGAAGCUCACGCUUCCUGUAAUGCAUAUGAUGCUUACCAAUGUAACAAUGUAAUGUCACAUAUUCUUACAGACUAUAUUAAUGGUUAGCUUGUUCAAAAUGGAACUAUUCUUUUCAUCGUAUACGUAGUGUCUUAGAUAAGAUGCACAUCCUCUGAGAUGACUUUCAAUUCCUCAUUUUGGUAGGCGAAGCAGGAUAUUUUUGAAGGGGUUGGUGUUGUAGCAAAGCAUUUCCCAAAAGACACAAUUCUCUGCAUACCCUAUAUAUAUCCCAUAAGAGCCCAGUCUUACAGAAAUGUAUUUUGGACAUUCAUUCAGAAUGUCUUCCUUAUUUCAAAGUAACUCAACUUGACAGCUUUCUGUGUUGUGUAUGUGGACUUGGGCUUGUGCUUGUUUUAUAUGAAUUAAUUCAUUCCAUUCCAUUUCAUUUUCCUUGGUUUAUCUGCGUCCGGGUCCCAGGGGAAGCCCAGACUUCCCGGUCCCCGGCCACCUCCUCCAGCUCCACCGGGAGGACCCCAAGGCGUUCCCAGGCCAGCUGUGAGACAUAAUCCCUCCAGCGUGUCCAAGGUCUGCUCUGGGGCCUUUUUCUGGCUGGGCAUGCCCAGAACGCCUCACCGGGGAGGCAUUCAAGAGGCAUGUGGACAAGAUGCCCGAGCCACCUCAACUGGCUUCCCCCGAUGUGAAGGAGAAGCGGCUCUACUCUGAGCCCCUCCCGAAUGUCUGAGCUCCUCACCCUAUCAAUAACUAAAAUGAUCUUUAACCACAAAAAAUAAGGAAUUUCCGCAAUGACACUUGAGUGGCACACGACAAAUAUGACCACAUGGUGUGUUGCAUAAAGACAAUCGAAUAGCUGUGAAAACUUAUCGUCCGUGUCAGACAUAAAUAAUGCUUCUAGCAUAUUUAUUUGCAUUCGUACGACACAUCAGUCUGCAUAAAUCCAUUUUUGAAUGCAUCCUCCAUUGUUUUGCUGCAAUGUUUGGCCAAGCCCCCGAGUUUCCAGAGUGAUGGUGUCUGCUGGCCAUUGUAGACCAAUUUCACACGGUAUUUCUGGGCCACUAGAAGUGCCGGACCCUGUACCACUUCCCCAUCUUCAGUGGGGACCGCUGUGGCAGCCAGGAGAAUCAGGGUGGAGAGGGGCCAGGACACAUUGCCUGUUUGCCUUUGAGUCCUCAUGGGGCAGCAACGGUUAUCGCGUCACAACUUUGGUUUUAAUAUAAAGUUUGUCAAAACAGAGGGUGUCCAUACCUGGCACCACUCCACCACAGAAGACAGGUUCAGCAGCCACUCUUUUGUUAUUUUGUUGUUUUUUUUCUUGAGAGCUGUAUGAAAGUGAGAGUACUAGUGAGAACAAUACAUUUAUUUAAUUGUUACCCAAUGAUUGCCCAUCAGUCACAUCUAAGUAUUACACAACUCUGAUUGUGCUAGGUAAGUGUUCAUCCUGAAGCCCCUGAAGAACAGAGUACAGAAUUAGAAUGGAAUUAGAUUGUUUAAUAUCUAACACUACAAAUAUGCUUAUUUGUCCCAACUGUUUGACCCUAGGCUGCACGGUGGAAAGUGGUUAGCACACAGGCCACACAGCUAGGAGACCAGAGUUCAAUUCCACCCUCGGCCAUCUCUGUGUGGAGUUUGCAUGUUCUCCCCGUGCAUGCGUGGGUUUUCUCACCCUUUCCAAAAAUAUGCUAGGUUAAUUGGCGACUCCAAAUUGUCCGUAGGUAUGAAUGUGAGUGUGAAUGGUUGUUUGUCUAUAUGUGCCCUGCGAUUGGCUGGCCACCAGUCCAGGGUGUACCCCGACCCUCGUGAGGAUAAUAAUGAAUGUUUGAGCCUGUGAUGACAACGACCGGAUGUGACGUCACGUAAAACGUAGCAAUAGAGCCCAUUUUAGGACAUAAGUGCUGGUGAAACGCCUUUCAUCAUGGAUUCUUAUGGGAUAUACUAACAUUAUAUGAGUUUGUUUUGAAAUGGUAGCCUACGUUUUUAUUAUUUUAAUUGACUGAUUUGAAAUUGUGAAAUGUUUACGUUUCUGUUGUUUUGGGGGAUUUUUUCAACUUGAAUUACAAAUUGGAACAGAUCAAAGGCUUAUGUUCAAUUGCCUAGGAUGUGUGUGUUGGAAGAGGGCUGGGGGGGGGGGGGGGGGGGAUUUUGGGGCCCAUGACGGGGCCCAAGAAAAUAGUAAAAAUUGAGAAAACCUGAGGUUUUCCUUUUAGAAUUUAGGUGCUCCUUUCACAGGGCAGACUCUGUUUCCAUUGCUUCCAUUUCAAGGUAUCAAAAGUUUUAUUAUAGUUCAUUAGCAUUUUACCAACUGGUAAUGAGUAUAUUUGAAGUUAUCACCAACAGCUUAGUGUUUGAGGCCCGAUGCCAAUAUAAUGGAGAGAGGACUCUAACCUGCCCUCAACACAAGGGAGUGGAAAUGACUCACCCAGAUAAGAUCAGGAGGUUGGUUAUUAUAAGCACCUACUAGGUGAAGGCCAGGCUGUGCAGACAGGAAGUGUUGUUCCAAGAAAUAACAUUGGUCUCCUUGUUAUGAUACAUUGUAAUGUGACAGAACCCAAGCGUGUGCUAACCGGCCCUCUCUCUUAGCGCUACACUUUUUUCAUCUGCUCCCCCCCACACACACCCUUCCCCUGCAGAAUUAGCAAGAUUAUUAUUUUUUUAGAGAAAUACUACUACUAAUAAUAAAAAUACAUUUUAUGAACUGUACAGCUUUUGUAUAAGAACAAAUGUUAAGGUGCAACGGUGUUUUGUUUCAAUCAACUGUGCUGUGUGUAAUUGUUUGAUGCAUUUACAAUCAUAUUUAUUAAAUGGGAAGAACUCUGUUAACCGUGUUUUCUUUUCCUGCCGUGAUUAUUAUGGAUUUGGAAAAGUAAUGAUGAUGAUUAAACCUGAAGGGGUUCAUUUGCCUACUGGUGGGCGCUGCAAAGCGACUCUGUAGCUAAUUGUGAAUAAAAUCAUGGUUGGUAAAAAUGAAGUUGGGGACAUACAGUAUAUUUUUAAUGUGCCAAUGUGUCUUAUUUAUCUUAGAGAGAGGGGACGGAUGUGCAACAGAAGUUAGUGAGAACGUCCAGUUCCUCACCUGGGUAGUACUGGCCUAUUAUGUAUCAGGCGCUGCAAAGCCAGGACUCUAAUCAUGGGAUCUGACUGGAAAACCUGGGGAUAAACCGGGAGAGUAAGAUACAGUGGUAAAUUCAUCACCCGUUUGUGCUGUGCUGAUAUGGUCUUAUUUAUCUUAUUUACUGUAUACAGUCAAUUUUUUAUAGUUACUCUGACUUGGGUCGAUACUUAUGCAAUCAU
This is a messenger RNA of Doryrhamphus excisus (bluestripe pipefish), 7667 nucleotides long. RefSeq names its product VPS10 domain-containing receptor SorCS1. Gene Ontology annotation, molecular function: protein binding. Gene Ontology annotation, cellular component: membrane; Golgi apparatus. Gene Ontology annotation, biological process: post-Golgi vesicle-mediated transport. The record is from RefSeq and is a predicted model, not a curated record. NCBI's taxonomy places the organism in Eukaryota, Metazoa, Chordata, Actinopteri, Syngnathiformes, Syngnathidae.